Messenger RNA from Labeo rohita (rohu), 5351 nucleotides. RefSeq names its product SRC kinase signaling inhibitor 1a (gene srcin1a). The transcript has 24 exons. Lineage: Eukaryota; Metazoa; Chordata; Actinopteri; Cypriniformes; Cyprinidae. The record is from RefSeq and is a predicted model, not a curated record. Bases 616 to 5172 code for a protein of 1518 amino acids. Gene Ontology annotation, biological process: regulation of dendritic spine morphogenesis. Gene Ontology annotation, cellular component: actin cytoskeleton; postsynaptic density; cytoplasm.
AUCCCUAGAGCUCCUAAUAUUCCUCUACAAAGGAGUCUGCAGAGACCGAGAAAGAGAGAAGGGCAAAGAGAAAAGAGAUUAGCACAAUCACUGCAGAGAACAGACUGUACCUUUAAGAGAGAGAGAGGGAGAGAGAGAGGAGAACAACAAAACCAUGCUAAUCUAUCACUGACUGUUUUUUUUCAUCUUGCUUAUUGCAAGCUGUGUGUUUAGUAAAAGCUCCUUGCAGCUUCUCCAACACUUGUAAACCAGCUCAAUUGCACGGCGCCGAGCAAGGACGUACACACAUGCACACACGACCGCACACGCUCGUUCUCCCCGAGUUGCGCGCACACACACACAUCACCUCACACGCGUACGGCGCGAGAACCAGCUGGAGAAAGCCCAUCUCGUGCGCUCAGAGAGAGAGGGAGAGGAACAGAAGACAGGAGCGAGAGAGCGAGACAAAGGAAGGCAGGGACGGAAGGAGAAAAGGAGCGAAUAGAAGCGCAGCCGGCUCCGGGAGAGGCUAACGACACGGAGUGAAGACAAGAGAGAGGAGGAGGACCAGGAGGGUGGAUCAGGAAGCAGGCUGGUGGCUCUCUCUUGUAGGCAGCGGAGCACGGUGAAGGCAUUAUGGGAAAUGCACCAUCCCAAGCCAUCACUGCUGGAAAGAGAGAUAGAGAGAGAGAGCACACGGCAGCGCGACCAGAAUACAAAGCAGGCCGAGAUGAUGUGGAAGGCUUGGAACAUCACAAGGCCAGUGUUGGGGCCUGCUUUCCGAAGCAAGACCCGGAGCGUGGCGGAGGUCACAUGAUCUCCACCGAUGACCUGGAGUACCCGCGUGAAUAUCGCACGCUGGGAAACAGCACGCGACGCUUCUCCAACGUGGGGCUGGUCCACACCUCCGAGCACCGGCACACGGUCAUCGCCGCCCAAAGCCUCGAGGCCCUCACCAACCUGCACAAGGCUGACAUGGAACGCAAGCGGGAUGCCUUCAUGGACCACCUAAAGAACAAGUACCCUCCCCAGCACUCCCUACCACCCUCUCCAUCACCCUCGCACGGCAGCAUGAGGGGCACCGCAGAAAGAAACGCACGUGAACAGCAACAGCCAAACUACUGGAGCUUUAAGAGCCGUAGUCCGCGUCACUCCCAGUCCACUCAAUCAGGUUUGGCAGACCAGGCGUCUAAACUGUCCUUCGCAUCUGCUGAGUCUCUGGAGACCAUGUCUGAGGCCGACAUGCCGCUGGGCUUCAACCGCAUGAACCGUUUCCGUCAGAGCCUCCCACUCUCCCGCUCUGCAAGCCAGAAUAAACUACGCUCUCCAGGUGUCCUUUUCCUACAGUUUGGAGAUGAGACCAGGCGCGUUCAUAUCACCCACGAGCUCAACAGUUUGGAGACCUUGCACGCACUCAUCGUGCACAUGUUCCCUCAGAAGCUGACAGCGGGAAUGCUAAAGUCCCCGAACACGGCCAUCUUGAUCAAAGACGAAGCGAGGAACGUCUUCUACGAGCUGGAGGAUGUGAGGGACAUCCAGGACCGCAGUAUCAUUAAAAUCUAUCGCAAAGAGCCCAUCUAUGCCUCCUAUCCUGCAGCACAUCUGGCCAACGGAGACCUCAGGAGAGAGAUGGUUUACUCUUCCCGAGACUCGUCACCUACCCGUCGCCUCAACACUCUCCCUUCCUCCACUGCCUCGCCCUCCUCCGGCUCCCCUUCCCGAUCCCGUCUCUCCUAUAGUGGAGGUCGGCCCCCCUCUUUUGCUGGUCCGGGUCACCCUCACCAACAGGGUCCCCAGCAUCCAUCCCACUCCCACCACCCUUCUCCGUCUCACGCACAGGCUCAAGGCCUAACCCCUUCCUCCUCGGCCAUCCUGGAGCGGCGUGAUGUCAAACCCGACGAAGAGAUGUCUGGUAAAAGCAUGGUCCUCCUGAAGAACGAAGGUCUUUAUGCUGAUCCCUAUAGCUUGGUGCAUGAGGGUCGACUUAGUAUCGCUUCUACUCAGUCCCUGGCCACCAUCGCCGACCCCUUUGGCUUCCCGGUGUCAGGAGGUCUGUACCGCAGAGGUUCGGUGCGGUCGCUCAGUACAUACUCUGCUGCAGCACUGCAAAGCGAUCUGGAGGACAGCCUGUAUAAGCCUGGAGGUUCUCUAUAUUCUGAUGCCUACAGCAGCUCCACGCUCGGCAUGGGCUUUCGUCUGCCGCCCUCCUCCCCGCAGAAGAUUCCUGAUGUGCAGCUGCGUGACAGGGAUUCGUUCACUGGGUCUCCCAGCCGAGGGUCGCCUGUGAGAACCACCUUCCGCAAAGACUCCGCUUCCUCUUCAGUGUUUGUGGAGAGUCCGAAAUCCAGACCCAGCUCCAGUUCUGAACCCCUAGGAGAUGGGAAGGGACCUGGAUUUGGGUCGUCAUUGUCUGGGGGCGAGACAGACACACGCAGGGAUCGUAUGGAGGCAAUGGAGAAGCAGAUAGCCAGUCUGACUGGACUGGUUCAAAGUGUCCUAACCCGAGCACCAGACAGCGACAGCACAUGCGGCCUGCUGCGUCUCUGCAUGAUGGCGGGCUGCCCUCCGGACCAGGGGGCGGACUUUUCACGGCCCUUCCCUUUCUCUUCCAGCGAGAAGACCGAAUCCACCAGCGACGGCUCCGCCACAGGAACUGGCCGGCUGAAGAAGAAAGCACUGACUCCGUCUGCCCCGCUGGCACUGAUGCCUCCGCCUUCAUCUGGAGGCUCUCAGGCCUCCACCGUCUCCAGGCUACAAAUGCAGCUUCACCUGCACGACCUACAACAGAACGCCACCGAUCUACGCAAGCAGCUCGCACAGCUCCGUAAAAUGCAGUUGCAGAACCAGGACUCCAUACGCAGUCUGCUGAAGAGGACCGAGACGGAGCUGAGUCUGCGUCUAUCAGAUGCGCUGAGGAAACAGGAAGACCCUCUCCAGAGACAGCGCCUCCUAGUGGAAGAAGAGAGACUGAAGUACCUGAACGAGGAGGAACUCAUCAUACAGCAACUGCAUGAUCUGGAAAAGUCAGUGGAGGAAAUCCAAAAGGAGAUGUCUGUCAAUCACCGACAUGUGACAGUGCAGGAGCUGGAGGAGAAAAGCUCGCUGCUGAGGAAACUGGGCGAGACUCUGACAGAACUGAAGAAUCAGUUCCCUGGGCUCCAGAGUAAAAUGCGAGUGGUGUUACGAGUGGAAGUGGAAGCUGUGAAAUUCCUGAAAGAGGAGCCACACAGACUGGAUGCCCUGCUUAAACGCUGCAAAUCUAUCACAGACACUCUCACCACGCUGAGGAGGCAGGUGAAUGAGGGAGUGUGGAAAACCCAGGAUGAGUAUAGCAGCCCCUCCCCUAAACUCGGAGGAGGGGACGAGUACAGGAAGAACACAGACUUUGACAUUCCAACCAGCCCACCGUUAAACCUCAAUGAGACCAGCCUGGCCAACUGGAGCCCUCACUCUGGUCAAGGCCACAGCCACUCGAACCCUUCUAGCGCACAGCGUGAGAAGGAUUCUCAUGGGGUGGUGGGCUCGUUGAAGGGACGGGAGAUGGGCGAGCUGGGAGGUCGAGGCGUGUCUGAUAAGGCCUCAUCUGUGGAAGUGAGACUGGCAGCAGAGCGGGAUUGGGAAGAGAAGAGGGCCAGUCUGACACAGUACAGCGCUCAGGACAUUAACCGACUAUUGGAGGAGACUCAGGCUGAGCUCAUGAAGGCCAUUCCUGACUUGGACUUUGCCGCCAAGCAGAUCAAACCUGCUCAGAACCAGAAUCAAAACCAAAACCAGAGCCAGAAUCCAUCUAGCACUAAUGCCACACCUGAACACAAGCCUAAUAAACCUCAGAAUAAGCUUUCCAGUAAAGACAGCGGAUCCAGACGAGGCUCGGAUGAACUGACGGUGGCGAGGUAUCGAACGGAGAAGCCCUCAAAAUCUCCCCCUCCUCCACCUCCCCGCCGGAGUUUCCCCUCCUCCCCUGGGCUUACUACUCGCAGCGGAGAGAUGAUCAUUCCUGGAAAGAGUAUAAAGAAGUCCGAAUCAGAGGAGACUGAGUUUCAGAAGCCACACGUUAAGCUGAGGAGGAGUAUAUCUGAAGCCCCCCGACCGGCCUCUACCCCUCCAACCAUAGCUGGUGGAGAGCGAGAGGAGGGUGAUGAGGAAAAGCUAGCAGCUGAGCUAGAGCUCUUUGAGCGACAUCUGACUCUCCCCCUGCCCUCUCCCAGGAAAUAUCCACCUCCCUCUAGUUUACAGCUGUUGCCCCAUGUUUUCUCAGCUGGACAGUUGAUCGCAUCUAAGGGUGGUGAUGAUCGCUCCAGUGAUUUUACAGAGAAACCCUCGACGCGGCACGGGACGUCCUCCACUCCAGUUCCCCAGAUAGUCCUAACUGAGUGUAACUCUCUUCCCACGUCCCCUUCUGAGGACUCAGCGGAGACUCGACCGUCUGACAGCGCGCAGACAAUUAAAGACAAUAACACUGGAAACGACACCAGAGUAAGUUACUUCAGCCACAUUGUGAGGACUCCCCGUCUGUCGCUAUGGAAACAAGACUUGUCAGCCAGCCAAAAAGUCCCUCGAAUACAAGACUUGGAUGCAGCCCAGAGGGAGCUCCAGAGUCCCGUCCAGGAUGUGACCCAGUCGUGCCCGCCCUUAACAAGUGAGAGGGCAAUUAAACAGCCCCUGAGGAGGGAGCCAAGGGUUCAGGAGUCUCUUGAGGCGGCGACCGAAAAGAAAGAAGUUCGAAUGAGAAAGUCCGACACCGCAUUGUCUGUCUCGCCGCAAAAUGGGCCUGUAGAGACAUCUCAAGUGGGUUUGAUCUGCACUCAAGGCGUCGGAGGGGAAAAGGAAGACAUCUGCCACAGCACAUACCGUCGUCUGGACAGCCUGGAAGAAACCAUACGAGAGCUUGAGCUCAGUCUGAUGGAGUUUAGCACUGAUUCUCAGAUGGGGAACAUCUUCCCAGCGUCAGUCCAGAAGCAGAGUUCCUCCACCAAGAGAUCUGGCAGCACUCGACACACCCCUGCAGACGAAGGAGACGCAAACAAACCAGCUGUCCCACCCAAACCGUCCUGCAUCAGCACAUCCACAGCCAAGACUGGUGGUGGAAAAGCGUUGUCUCGUCUCAAGCACCUGCAGCAGAGUGGUUCAGAAAAGAACAAAACAAGCAAACAGAGAGAGGACUUCCUUAAGAACCAGGGUCAACAGCAGUGAGCAGAAGCGAGCGACCCAAACCAACCUGACCUGACCGAAGCUUGUCCACCUCCUCCUCUGCCGUCUUCACCACCACUUCUUCAUCAGCAUCUCCCGACUGAAGCCCACCUUUACCCAGUUCCUCCUAGUCAAUCUUGUAUAGCUAAAGGCCUGAAGCAUCAUGCAGUUGUCAAUAUUCA